Molecule: messenger RNA, 612 nt
Organism: Cladocopium goreaui
Lineage: Eukaryota; Dinophyceae; Suessiales; Symbiodiniaceae
Source: the annotation of a GenBank genome assembly
AUGGUGGACCGCCUGCCCGUGGAGGAAGGGUGGGUGUAUGGUCAAAAGCCAAAAGAGCCAGAGGCUCCUCCAGACCUAGAGAGUCUCUUCGAAGCUGCAGGAGUACCUGACAGACUUACUCACGGGGAACCGCCCUUUUCACCUGAGUGGUAUGCUGGAGCCAAAGAGAGGCAGCGGUUGCGGGAUUUGGAGAUAGAGAAGCUUCAAGGACUGCGGAACGAUGCCCGCCAUCAAUGGGCUGAGCUCGUAUGGACAGACUUGGAGAUUUGGCAAGAGAGAAUCGACUUCACAGUUUCUUUGCCUGAGCCUCUUGGGGAUCUUCAAGCGCUGCUUGCGCGGACAAGACAUGAAAGACCAGAUGACAUCUUCGGUUUCAAGGCAAUCCAGGAAAUUGCAGAAAAGGCUGAAGUUCGUCAAGUGCAAGUACGGGCAGAUCUAGCUGAUGCAAAGCAACGCAUGACUGAAAUAGAGGACAAAAUACGCAAACGAGAAGCUGAAGAUGAGAUUGCAGAGAAGGAGCGCCUCGAGAAGAAGCGCCUGGCCGAACAGCGUUUGCAUCCAAGAGAGAAAGAAGUGAAGAAACUCGGUGUCUACGGUGUGUACAGGGUCUAG